AUGGCAAUCUUUGCAGUUGGUGCAUUUAUUACAAUCGUCGCGAUUAUCUGUCUUGCUGUUAUCUCGAGCGAAGUAUUGGAACACGGCUCAGCUUUGCCAGACGUCACUUGGUUCACAAGCAAGUUCUCAUGGACGGUAAUAGAUCCUGCCGUAGGCUGCUUUGUGGCAUGUAUGCCGACCUAUUCACCACUUGUCAAGCCUCUGAGACAUGUUCGGGAUUACGUGAGCCUAGUAGGCGUAUCGUGGACUCGUUCAUCUAAUGCCAGCCGGAAAGGAACGACCAAAAUCGAAGAUAGCAAUGCGGAUAACUUCUAUCUUGCAAAUUACAAACCGGCUGGCACAAGAGAAGUAACGGUGGCCAGGAAAUCCUCAAGCAUCAACUCUCGACAAGAACUCCAUCCUGUUCCAGGAACCGUAACAGUGAAGAGAGAUUUCACUCGGGAAGACCAUAGGGAGGAUAACUGGUGA
This is a messenger RNA of Botrytis deweyae, 468 nucleotides long. RefSeq lists its product as uncharacterized. The record is from RefSeq and is a predicted model, not a curated record. The transcript is spliced from 3 exons. Lineage: Eukaryota; Fungi; Ascomycota; Leotiomycetes; Helotiales; Sclerotiniaceae. Bases 1 to 468 code for a protein of 155 amino acids.